Molecule: messenger RNA, 11874 nt
Organism: Coregonus sp. 'balchen'
Lineage: Eukaryota; Metazoa; Chordata; Actinopteri; Salmoniformes; Salmonidae
Source: the annotation of a GenBank genome assembly
AUGCCUCGCCUUGACCGUGGGCUGUAUUCUAAAGAGAGCCUGAUCACUGACAUCCAGACAAAAGGCUCUGUUCAACCAGCGUGUUUACCAUUCUUUGUCCUUGACGACCGGGGGGAGAUGGGGUUUAGUAAGGGGGUGGCGGUGAUUGCAGACCUCAGCACACGUUCCACUGUUUCUGAUGCUAACGUUAGGUGCCUGCUCAGAGUGUAGAAAGAUGGCUUCCUCUACUUCCCAAUGUGAAGGGGGGUGGGGGUCUCAUUGUGCAAGCCGUCACUUACAGUACACCGGAAACUGCAAGCAGGGCAAAUGACAUCACUAUGUGAGUAUGAGCCUACGACUCUGUGCUCUCUCCCACACUGUGGGUUUGGAGGUUUAUCCAGUGUAAUAGCAUUUAAAAUAAACAACCUUGGUUUGGAACAGGCCCUGUAUUGUGGUGUGGCUGAUAGGCCCGGUCCGAGCCAGGGGGAGCAGCUGUCAUGUAUCGGAGCAACGUGCUACAUUAGGAAAUUGGGAAUUAUGUCUCUGGAGCGCAGAGGGAAAGCGAGUGGUUUUGUUUUUUGUGUACCUAUCCCAAGGGGUAGCUGCUCGCACUUGUAAGACCCUCUCUUGAUGUCUUUCUCUCUCUUUCGCUGCUCGUAAAUUGUUGCCUCAUGCUAGGAUGAGGUGGAUGUCCCAGGAGAUGUUUUACACAUGGCCGUCUCACGUCUCUCCGUCGCCCCUUUCCUUUCCCCGCCGCACUUUGCCCCUUUAAAACUGACACUGCCUGACCCGCCUCACCCAAAUUAUCCCAAACUUAAUUAUCUGAGUUGGGCCGAAAGCAGGUUCCCUUGUCAAACACUGAUGACGCCACUUACCGAUACAUGUUUUCUUCACUGGCGAAGGGGCAUCUCGAACUAGGAAAGACAACUUAUCUAGAGAUAAGAAAACUCUGAUUAUGACCUUGCGAACUCACUCGUGGGAAUUUCAUAAUUUAGCCUAGUUGCUGUUACACAGGACGGAUGCAAAUUAUAUUGGAGUAAUUUUGUAACUUACUAGAAAACCCUCUCUUAGACAUGUCUGUCUGUCUCAGACAUCAGCCAACAGGUAGUUUCCUCGAAAUAAGAAAGCAGCUUGUUUGAGUUGGCAGCCAAAGGAGGCCUGUAGGUGAAAGCAUUGCUUUCCUUUCCUGAAAAACCUCCAACUUGCCAAAAUGGGUAAUAUUUGAACAGAGUUUCUGUCAGUUCAGUUGGUAUUUUUCUCCUCAGCCUCAGUUUGUUUUUAAAAAAAAUCAGUCCACAACACGUCACUGUUCGUGCCCCUAGCAUUUUUUAUUCUGUCAAAGGUUUGCUGGAGACUGGAGAGGACCUAUCAUCGAGGCUUGAAUUGAACAAACGACGAGCCAGUGCCACACAGCUCGAUCUACAGACGUACCCCCAAACGCCAAAGACGAAAUGGAUAAUUUAGAUUCUGUUUAGCAAUAAAUAAUUUAAUGUAGAACUCGAGCAAUGAGCCGUGCUGUUUUGACAGUUUUUCACUCAUAUUUCUUAAUGUUUGUGUUUCAUUGUUGAGUAAUUGGUUUACUCCGCCUAUGAGUUGAAUAGCAAGUACAGCAGUGGGAACAUUUUCAAAGGCUCUCGCCGCUGAAACACAGUUUACUCAAUGUCAUACAAAAACAGGCUAUUGCCGCGAGUGAAGAGAUUUAAUAUGUAAAUACUCACAGCAUUCCCCAGGGAGCAAAACUGGUUGAAAUGACGUUUUUUUUAAAUGACCAGUUUUACAUUCAUUAUGACGUCAUCUCAACCAGUUUUGCCUGCUGGGAUGUUGCUGAGCUGUAGUGUUGGAUGGCAGUGACCUAUGUCGUGGUCUCGGGUGGUCUCCAGCAGUUGUGGGCUACCGUGGCUGUCGUGUCACCAUGGCAACUCGUCGUUAUGAAUCACAGGCCUCGAGCUGGACGACUUCAAGACAGGAAGUCCUACUGUACUGCAGCAGCGCCCGGCCGGCGUCUGUUCCACGAGCGGCCAUUAAAUCACACUAGAGUCACUGAUUAAAGCCAGCGUCGAUUCAGGAAGUAACUGAACGAUUUUGAAAGGGAGAAGAGUGCUUUCACACAUCCCCCCCCCCCCCCCUCUUGUCUUUUGUCUCGAGGGCUCUUUGAGGCUGCCAACAGCCCCUAUAUAGGCUCUGUUUCCUUCCAAGUCUGUAGCGUUUCUAUUAAGGGUGAUUUUAUUAGCGAGUGCCGAGAGCACAGGACUGUUGGAGGUCUCUUAAAUCUAAAAAAAAUAAUACUUUUUUGAAUUCUUGUGGUCUUUGAGAUAUACUGUAACUGAUAUCGAACUGAAGCAUUGUUCCAACUAACUUUGUCACUUCUCCCUGUCCCUCUUAGAAAUCAUUGAUGACCUCACACACCUGGUGGACAAGACGGAUGACCGGAUCCGCAACGAGACACGAAGGGUUAAGCUGGUGGAGACUAAGUCGGCUUCCUGCGGUGAGCCCGCCUUCCAUCUCCGGGGUCGCUGCGGUCUGCAAGGCCAUUUGAUCUGCUCUGUGUUCGUAACCCAACUGUAAUACGUCUGUCUCUCUUCCAGAUUUACGAGCAUCGGUCCCUCUCCCUUUUCUCUUUCUGCAGCUCUCAGUACAGUUCAGUGUGCUGUGAAUGGCCUAGUAAAGGGAGUAUAGACCUUCAGGCCUUCAGUAAUGGGAAAGCCAGACCCAAACUCUAAAUGCACUCAGUUAUGUGUUAUAUUGAGUCUCGGUCCUAUAAUCUUUUACUCUCCAGGUAAGUCAUUCAUGAUGGUUAAAGAUCGUGAAAAACCCUCUAAAGCUGGGUUCUCCCAGAGUAAUAUGAGCUCCAAAACACACCUAUACAGUAUGUGGAGUAUAAGAGGGUGUGUCCUUCAUGGAUGUGGUAUCUCAAUCUAUGCCAAACAAUUGUAUCUCAUGAGGGAGCUAGUUGAAGGCCCUCAGUUGGAUUUGUGGACUAGUGGUACCCUUUCAAGCACCAUCCAUCGUAUUCCAUUCAGCGAUAUCAUUGCUGUGCUCACCAGAAGCAGACUCGAUGCUGCUUAAUUGACCAGAAGCAACGACAUUGAUGGCGACAAGCACAUUUGGCACCGAAACACCACACAGUUAAUGGUUGGGGGGAUUGGCUCUAUCACAUCUACUACUUUAUGUUAUAGAAAACAGUCCCACAUAGGUCCCCCGAUCCUAUCCCCAAUCCCUUACACUCUGAAAGGUGCUUCCAAGAGCCAGGCUGUAGUACAGACUCUGUAGUAAGUCAAAAGCCUUUCUUGGUACCAUUUUCAAAGGACUCCCAGUAACCAGUCUGUUGUGUAGUAAGUCAGCACCACCCUCUCUUGGUACCAGUCUUUGAUGGAGUUCAGUGGUUUACAGAGCUAAAGAGGAGCUGUGAAGCUGUGUCAAUGGGGCCCCCUCACCAUUACCCCCCAAUCCCCUUUAAUUUGUUUAACUCGGCUGUUUGGACUUUAGCCUUUACAAAGCCCAGCUUUCCUCUCUCAAUGGCCACCCUGCUUCUUUCUCUCUGCUGGGAAAAAGAGAUGCCAGAGCGGGGAGGUAGCUAGGCUAACUACCGUACAGCGAGACCGGGAAUGUGCGACAAAGCUUGUUGGCGUAGUCAAGCUAUGUUUGCCUUGUAAACGCCAGUCCGCGUCACCUAGGCGAUGGCCGCAUUGUUGCGCUAGGAGCCCCCACUAACAGGCGAACAGUGGCGCGGUCAUACAACAGUAAGAUCUGAGGAUGCGAUGAAGGCUCAGCUAAUAUAACAGUUGAUGCCAUUUCUGCCCAGUCGCCAUGACACCCAGAGAAGGUUUGUUUGAAGAUCCCAGAACUAGAGUCACUGGGCACAUUGUGCUAACCAAGGAGUAUCUUUCUCUCUCUCUCUCUCUCUCUCUCUUCUCUCUCUCUCUCUUUCUCUCUGUCUUUUCUAUCUGUCUGCUUUCUCUCGUUCUUUUCUCCCUCUCUCUUCCUAUCCCUUCUGUCCUCUACUGUGCCAAUGCUUAACAAUAUUAAUGUAUUCUGUGUAGUGUGAGAGGUGGAGUGGGGGGGUUGUUUGGGUGUCGUGAAUGGAAAAAUCGUCCACCACCCCAACACUGACCAUCCCCCCCACCCGCUCCAUUCCUCCUUUUUCCAUCCUCUCUUCUCCUGGUUUGUUUGACACUUGUCUUUGUCUCGUGCAAAGAAAGAAUUGAAAAUAGAACAUGCCACAAGUCUUUUGGAGGGUUUCUCCUCUUGUUCUUGGGUGCGUGUUGAUGAUUCCUGAGCUUGGGCUUGAUUUGUUUUUGGAACCCAGCUCAUCCAAUGCCCAGGCUUGGGUGUUAUGUCUUCCUUGAGUUCUCCAAUAGGUGGGAAAGACUGGCUUUGACAAGGAGACGGGCAUAUUUCACAUACUUUCUCUCGUAAGAGAAGAAACAUCCCAGAUUAUACACACUGGGGGCGGAAUCCUUACUUAAGAUGUGUGUUUAACUUGAGGAUUUAACAUAAAGAUGUUACUCUUGUUAGGAUUUGGGCUGUUAGGAAUUGCAGCAUUUAGAUGAAUUACCACUUCUAAUAAGUGUACUGAUGAAAGCUGAGGCUUUUGUUUGCAGGUGUGUCAAUCUUUAAUCAACCUCUUAGACCUUCUGCCAGAGACAAGACAAGGAGAGAGAGAUGAGUGACUGAGGACACUGUGGAAAAUCCAUCCUACCUUUGUGUUUAGUUGGCAAGCUGAAAGCUGGAUGAGCACGGGCUGAACAUGGUUAGGGGUCAUCUCUCCUCUGAAGGGAGGAAGGUCCCACAUAGCAUAACAUACUGCCAUGGAUCCAUCCUGCAGCAACGGGUGCAUGACUGCAUCUCAUGGCAGGCUUGUGAAACAUCCUGGAUCUUGUUGAAGCAUAUAGAGAGUUGAGAUACAGGUACAUUACAAGUCCUUCAGUCAUCAGUCUCAUGGUGCAUUGAGGAAGAGCCACAAUCAGACCACAACACAGUUGUGGACUUCACCAGGAUAUAUGGGUGACAAGAACAAUGUUAAAGCUUUAAAGCUAACUUGGGGUUAGCCUUUUUAAACAGUGUUUAAGCUUUGAGCAAAAUGAGAAAGUUAACGCUGCCCCCCAAAAAAUAUCCAAUAAAGUAAAGCCUCCUUUUCACAGUCACUUCCUUUUACUGGGAAAGGGAUAGUGAACAGGUUUUGAGGGGGGUAGGUGGCAUUAGAAAGGCAGAUUACCCCUUAGCACCAAAGGGCCCUAGGAGGGUGGUGUGAGUUUCCCAGGGCUUAAGCAUCUCAUCAGGCAACGUGGGGGCAGACCUCUCGCCCUCUCUCCAAUGGACUAAUCCCAUGGGCCUGGGGAGGCUGCAGGGAAACCCCACACACAUACUCACACUCACACACACUCGAAUCCCGCAGGUGGCUUGCAUCUCAAGUAGGGCUGAAUUGUUAGGGCUUUCGAGGGGUUGUCAUUGAAGGUAGGUAAAGGGUGCAUUUAACUUCAUUUCAAUGAGUCCCUUCAAGCCUGUUAAGUAAACCUUAAAUACUUUUGAGGGCUCAUUUUGAUUACUUUUAUGUAAUUUUACCAAUGCCGAAAUUAUAAUUUUGACUAGUCUCCCAUGCCCUAUCAUUCAUUUCAGUGUUGGACCAAAAAAUACUGAAACAAACCAUUCAAAUCUAAGGUUGUACUAAAACAAAAACUCCAAGGUCGUUGUGAGGCACGUAUGAUGGUGUUGAAACCAUGACCUAGAGGAGUAACAGAUCCUGGAGCUCAUGGUUUGUCACAUUUACAAAUGCUUACACAACCUUUAUGACUUGGUUUUGGCUGGUGAGAGUGGAAGAUUGGAGGGUUAUAAAACAAUAGAUCUGAAACAGCAGUCACUUUACUGCUGAUUUUUCAAACUCCAUAAACAACUAACAGAUUUGAUCAGCCCCUAUGAAAUCUGUUAUUCCUUUGCGAAGGUUUUUCAUUUGAGGGUAUAUUACUUCAAUAUUAUGUUUAUCAAUGUGUACUAUUUCAUAUUACAAUAGAAUUGCUGGAAGAUAACUAUCUAUCAUGGUGUGCGAACCCUACAGGAUUACAAUUAGAAAAGUGAUGACCUCGCAAACCAUGUUAACAUAAAACUUGACCCUUCAUCAAAGGUCAGCCGAGUCUUUUGCAGCCAAAAAGAGCUAUGAACCAGAGGCAAAGGGCAAGAACGGGAGAGGUGUUUGUGGGUGUGUGUGUGUGUUGCGGAGGGCAGAGACAGAAAUACAACCUCCACCCGCCUCCCACCCUUUUCUCCACCAAUUAGGAUUUGUCUUACUGAUAUGUCAGAAAAGCUCAAAAGGGUGUAUCCAAAGCCUUACUUUGCCCAUCUCUAAAGCUCUUGGGUGGUCACUUUGACUGACUGACUGCACUGCAUACCCCUUGGCUUCAAUGGCGAAGCGUAGUCUAAUCUAUUUGGCCUGCAAAUGUGAUUGUUGUCAUUGCUUCGUCGAGACUGGGUCAGGAGUAAGUAACUUAUUUAGUUACUUAGAGGGACGGGGACAGUCCCAAAGAGAAGGGGAGGGAGGGUUAGUAGGGUGACUGGGUGGUAGGCGACAUAUCGAAGAAGAAGAUUACAUUAUUAUCCAACGAUGUACAUGAAUGUCUAACAUAAUUUGACUUUAGAAUGUUUAUCAAGCUGAAUCUAAAGAUGACAGUCAACUAUCCUGUUUUUAUAGCCUUCACACUGAAGGGUAGUUAAUUGCCUGGAGUUUGUGUGUGUAUAUUUCUCUAAGUGUGAGGUGUUUAAAGAGCCAUCAUGAGGGCUGUUGGGAGGAAUGUUCCCACUUGACGUUUAUAUUGUUGGUGCCCUGCGCACAUGUGUAAGUUAUCAAGUGGGGAGGUCCUGUCUCGACCAAUGAUCAUUCUGAGAGGUGGAAGACUAACAUGCUAGGCUUCAGACAGUGCUGUUUUAUUGAAAGUUUGACUUAAAAUGUGCAUAGGAGAAGAAGUGAAAAUAGGAGUAGGACGAAUUGGUUAGAUGUAGAGUAUGGUGAAUGUGCAUGGCCACAAAGUUGCGCCUGCAUCUCCCUCACUCAACUCGGAGACAGAGAUCUUUCCCUCAGAGGGAUCUUUCCCUCAGUUUUGAACGUUUUAGUAGUGUAUCCUUGCAGUAGCCAGACCACUGUAUUCAAUGAAGAAAUCCUAGAAGUAGGAGAAAGUGUUGCAACCAACCAAACUAAUGAGGCACUCAGACCUUUGGACUUUGCCACAUCCAAGCUUCCUAGCCAAGUUCUAUGUCUCAUAAGAACACCUGAUCUAGGAUCAGGUUUGCCUUUUAGAUCAAAAUGAACAAGAUUCCAUGGACGGGGGGGACCUGAUCCUAGAUUAGGAGUUCUACUCUGACUACGACCCAGGCAAUUAGUUCAGCAUGGUUCAUCAUCCCCCUAUCUCUCCCUGUGGACCAGACUGCAAUUACUCUGCUGAGUAGAAUGCACGACGAGAAAGCCAAAGUAUGAAAGAAAUGUAAACCAAAAGUGAAAAGGCAGGGAGGGAAAAUUACCGGCCCCCAUGCAAAAAACCAUGGACAACUUGAGUCAGCGAGAGACUGUCGACAGCCAUCAAGCCAUCAGAUUCUCCGGGAUGCAGUUGUUUGAAAUCUUCACCCGAUGGUGAUGCCAUUCAAGGAGAAAUACGAGAGGGAGAGCGAGAGGAAAGUGUAGCUAAAUGUGCCCUUGGAGAUCGUUUUCCAUAUCUACUGUAAUGUGUGGCAUGAGGUUGGGAGAGAAAUCCCCCUAGCUGCCAUGAAAGCUCACCACGGUGGAGAGGCAUGACACGUGACACCAGCCAUCCACCAGUUCCUUUCAUUCUUACCAACACCUUAGAAUGGUUUCAGAAUUUGAAACAGCUGUAGGUUUGAUGACAAUGGACUAGCCAAGACAACUGGAAAAGCCAUUGAACGGUGGUUGUAGGCUAGCCAUCUAAUAUUCAAACCAAAAUGCAAGCACAGAAUAACUAUCCAUUCUUGAUAAUAAAUGUUGGUCUUGAACUUUUGAAUAGUUUUUCUAUAUUGUCUUGGCCUUGAUUAAAACUUGAAUUUGAUCUGUGGCUAGCCUAAUGUCUGGAUCAUUUUCAGGUCCUGUGGGGUAAAAAGCUUUUGAUUAAGUGUGAGGUAGCUACAGUAUAAUCUUUCAGGUCUCCUCUGUCUCCACAGCAUUGGUGGAAAAACAUUGAUUACCCUCCAGUGAAGUCAGAUCCGAAACACAUGCCCACCGCAGUGUGAUCUGUGCCAAUAAACCUGUCACAAUUCUAGAUUGCACAUGAACUUGUAUUAAGUCAUCUUGGUGGAAAUGUGCAGGUAAUACGAGGGCAGUAGCCUAAGCACUGGGGCUCAACAAGGAUUUAGAAAAGUGGGUAGUGCCAAGGGUCUGCGCUAACUAGAAGAAGGCCUAGGCAUACCUUUUUCAAGUCUACUGAUUGUUUCCACCACCUAUUCCUUUGGUCUCUGGCUUUCCAGCUUAGCCUGACCAGAAUAAUUUAGGCAAUGUGUGGAAUUCCCUGUCUAUGUAACUAUUAUGUACUGUACCUGUCUAUGUAACUAUUAUGUACUGUACCUGUCUAUGUAACUAUUAUGUACUGUACCUGUCUAUGUAACUAUUAUGUACUGUACUUGUCUGUGCUGUAACUACUAUGUAUUAGGUACACUUAGUAAAGCAACAUUUUUUUGUGUUAAAAUUUUUUAAAUUUCUGUCGAGUCGCCCUCCUACUUAUCCUUCUGUGUGUGUUUCUAUUCUUGUUGCAGGGAUGCUGGUGGUGAUCGUGCUCCUACUCAUUGCUAUAGUGGUGGUUGCUGUGUGGCCCACCUAACGAAGAGGCUGAGGGGAGCGUUUUGGACAUCGCACCGUCUGUCGGAUUACCACUGAGACUGCAUAGAGAGCCUACAGGGGAGACGAGGUGCAGAGGCACUUAUGUAGGUAUGUAUCAAGCGUGCUGAUUUAGGACCAGGUUUUGCCUUUUAGAUCCCAUGGAAUAAAAUUACAUAGACAAGGCAGACCUGAUUCUAGAUCAGCUCUAAUACACUGAGACGCUUGAUACAUCUCUCCCCAGAGCUACCAAGCCCUCUUCUCCCUCCCUCUGUAUUUCCUCUCCUCGUGCCCCGUGUAUGAAAACUGAGUGUACUGUACUCUACUGUACCUCAACCAGCAACAAUGUUUUAUUUUCUUACAUGGGUGUUGGUUGGGUAAAGGGUAGCACUGACCCUACAGUAGGACCUCCCAUGGGGGGACUUUUUCUUUCAUAAUUCUGUCUGUGGGCUGAGAGGUCCGGGGUUCCGGGUCGCUAAUUCCGCUAGCUUAGCAAUUCACUCACACAUAUCUAUGAUUAUUAUGAUUAUAUUUACCCGCUAGCUGUUCUAAUGGUAUCAUUUGUCUUGGGAUUUUAUCAUGUUUAUAGGAUAAUGCCAGCCAGAACAUAUAACACAUAUGACUGUGUCACUUUUUAACAGUACUGUUUUAUUUUCUUGAUGUGAAUCAGUUCAGCUUAAUGCAACCUUGUAAUUUCUAAUAAACAACAUUUACAGUUAACAGCACAGUCCAUGGACUCCUUGGUGUAAAGAAUGUAGCUAUUAGUUCUCUGGAUUUACAGGUAGAUUGCAAUCAUGUUAUAUAAUAUUGGUAAUCUACUAAGGAUAAUGUACUGUAUGUAUACCAUACUCUGCAUUCUUCCACUAUGUCAAUUUAAAAGCCUUGCAAAUGCUGCAAAAGGUUGAGAGAUGCGUGCUUGCGUCGGUGUGAACAGUAUAGCUAUCCCACUACUGGUCCGAGCUUGGUCGUCUAAAGCUAUUCGAUCUACACCCAGCAUGCUUAGCCCUCUACUGUACUGCCCUAAGUCACACAUGGAGCUGUUGAUAGAAGUGUGUUACGCCCAACACUCUGGCUUCAGAGAUCCAAAGCAGACAUUAAGCACUUCAUCAGCCAAUUAUUGAAGUUGACAGAGAAGAAAGGCAUCAAAGAAAAAGAAAGAGUCACACUAGUGGCGACUUAACAGGAGUUUAUUUCAACUGAAUUCUGGAUUUAGUUCUACCAGCUUAGUGUUCAGUAGUUAAUGUUUCCUUCUUAAAAUCACAACCAUCUAAACAACCACAAACAAGUAAAAAAAGGCAAAAAAAACGGAAUAAAAUCCACGUCUCGUGUCAUUAAAUAUAUCCAUAUAUAGUAACCAUAAUAUAUUAGUACGCAUCGUAAAACAACAUCGCAAAAAAGGUUUCGCAAUGGCCAACACAGCUAAACAACAUUUACAAUUAAAAAGUAUUAACAAAAGCAACGUUUUGACAGGUCUGCGGGUAGUCAUAUUUGAUCAAAGAGGAGGUCAUUGUCAAUCCAUUGCUUGGAAAACUGAUCAAAAAUGUACAUCAUGGGGAUACAGAGACAGAAUGGAACAAACGAUCGAGGUUUGAUUAUAUAUUUUGUGCCAAACAGAAAUACAUUUACAUGUAAUGUCGCGAGUAUGAAUAUAACGAUGAAAGAAAAUAACCUGUAAAUAUAUGUAUAAAUACGUGUAAUAUGUCAUCUGUAUAUUUGAUCUUUGUAAGGAAGACACCAGCACAAAGCAUAUGUAUUUAUAUGACUGAUCUGUACACAGAGAGAAACGGUAUGGAACACAGAUGCUGACAAUCAGACCCUCAAUGUACAUCUGAUUUGGUUUAAAAUAAAAUAAAGAUGUGGUUUGAAUUCAUUUGUGGAUAAUCAGGUGAUUGAAUUACAUGAUUUUUCCUCCUAGUCCUCAUUUCGUCCCUCAGCGAAUCGUUCUGAACUUAAUUAAUUUGACAGCCUUGUAAGAGACAUUGAAGAAUGUCUGCAGCUGUUGAAUUGCUGCCGCUACGGCAUCCAUAUUAGGAAUUCCAUAUUAGGAAGACCACUGACAGUUUUAGCCUGAAAUCUGACGACUUGCUUAAUAUGGAUGCCGUACACCAUUCAAGACAGAAUUUUCAAGAACUCAAGAGUGACAGGCAGUCCAGCAUGUAACAUGUAUAUCUUAUGCACAAGGGUGAGGUCUAUGGACGGUUAAGUGGGGGGAGAAGGGGUAUGAAGCAAGAAUUUAGAGAGAUGACUUCUAACAAUGUUUGUCAAAGAGGUAAACUGCACUCUUACAUUUCUGUUGCCUCAAUACAACAAGAAAAGAAAUACUGUUCUUAGGUGUGCACUGUCCAUUCUCUUUGCUUUCUAAAAUCUACAAUCAAUAAAUUGAAGUUAAUAAUAGGUUUAUUAUCUAGAUAAUUUUCACAUAAAAAUACUACUUAUACAGAUUUAUUAUUGUUGACUGCCAACCCCUUUUUUAGUACCUUGGGGAAGUGACUUGUUUCAAUUCCAAAUGCUUUACAUAUUGUGAUUUUUUUUUUGUACUUACAUUUUACAUACAAAAUGAGGUAAUAAUUAUUGUUGGGCAUGUAGACUUCUUGGCAUCCAAAAUAUGGUGAAUUUUAAUACAACACAGAAACAAUUCUGUGCAGAUUGGUGAAUAGCCUACAGUAUUAGGAAAUAUUGUUCCUAGGGAGAGGUCAUAUAAAUAUGUACAUUGUAACGCUUUCAAUUCAAUAUGUACCAAUAUCUCACUGCUUGGUUAACGUUCUCUGAAAACAAUCAGAUUUGUGUUGUCAACACACAGGGCCUAGUGUUGUAGCUAAUCUAUUUGAAACCUUAGGUAUGAUAAGGUAUCAAUUACAACAUUGCAAAUGUUUCCUUUUGGUUUUGUGUAAAGCAUGUGUACUGUAUAAUAAUAGUAAUGUGAAUUCAUAUUUCAUAAAUGUACACCUUCAAUAAAAAAAUAUAUUUAAAACAUCUGUAUACUAAAUCUGGGCAUUAUGGGGAAGAACCACACUGCUUUAUGUCUCUUAGAAGGAAGGACUGGCUCCUAAAUGACUCGAUCAUUAAAUAUAUACUGAACAAAAAUAUAA